AUGGAGAAAUUAAAGAAAAUUAAGCGUAGCAGGAAGGGAUCUACUGCGUCAAAGGAGGAUAAACAGGCACAGCAGCCACAACAACCAGCUCAACCACUGGAAGACUCAGAUAACCCAGUUGCUCCAUGGCUCAGCUCAAAUCUCGUCCAAUCAAAUCUCAACAUGAAUUAUCUUCCUCCAGAUACACCGCCGAUCAAUAAGGCAAUUAAUUUGAAUUCCUCCACUGCAGAUCUCUCCGACAAGGCCGAUAUCGACAACCACCGUUCCUCAGCAGAGCACAAGCGCAAAGGCUGGAAGAAUCUUUUAAAACCCAAGCAUUCUACGUCCUCCGUGCUUUCCAAAGAUUACGCUGAUCAUCAUUCUCACACUCCUUACACCCCUAACGACUCUCCUGCUCUUUCGAGGGCCGCGUCCUACGCCGAUAUUCAAAAGGAUCCCCAUCCCUCGUCCUCUAAGACUCCCCGAAAUAAGCCUCGUUUAGGCUCCUCCCACGGUAAACAGGACGAAAGGCCUGGUGAACCUGCUAUCUCACUCGAUACUGAUCUCACUCACAUGGAAGGUAUCGUAGCUGGCGUCAAGGAUCCUCAACCAAAUCCGAAACGUGAAAAGAGGCAAGGCUCUGCUUCUACUGCUGGCCAUUCUUCCAACUCCUCAAAUAGGAAUGCCUCCUCCAAUUCUUCUACUAGAGGCCGUUCAAGAAGCCGAAGAUCAAGCACUGCCCACAAAAAUCAACCACCAAUGACCCUACCCACUCCCUCCUUCUUAAUUGAUGGUCAGUUCGAUCUUGAUCUACUUCCGCGCUCCAAACGGCCUGGUGCUCAGAAAUUGUCUUACAGCACUUCUCCGAGAACUCAAGAUCCCCCUCAAUUGGCUCCAAGUCUGUCCAUGUCCCCACCUACUCCCGCAAAGGAAAAGCAGAGAUCCGGCUCAAAUGAUCGCGGUGACAGCAAGUUCCCUGCUGAUUCCAAAUGGCGCAUUAAUCCUCCGCCAUCCGAGUUUGAUAUACCCAAAAAGAUGGGAGGGAAGCGUUCUGGUCCUCCUUCACCACGACAACCUGACCAUGUGCAAUUAGGUGGUAUCAAGACGGCGUUCAAUCAGACACAACCUCAAACGGUUGCAAAUAGUGCUGACAAUUCUAGCCCGGCUGGCUGGCAAGCACCCGAAAGUUGGGGAAUAGUACAAGCACCUUCCAGCAAAGAAGAGUACGACUCAGGUUCUUCCGAGGAAGAUGAGCAAGGAGAUGGUUAUUAUGACGACAAUGACGAUAAUCAUCAGCGUAGGGUUUCUAAUUACUUUGACUUUAAUCCAGAGGAAGACAACUGGAAUGGAGCUUUUGGUGAAGCUGCAACUUGGGGUUCACCAGCUUUCCAGAGGUCAUCAGCUGAUCAGAAUGCAGGCGUGAGACCGAUUCGGCUGAAACCAUUAGAUCAAAACAAUCCAUCUACAACUGAUGUGAAUGAGUAUGUGGACGAGGAGAGUCGAAAAAAUAGCGAUACUGGUAAUAACGGUACCAGGUCGCGUCAGCAGUCGAAAGAUUCAGGCGGACAGACGAACAAUCUGACGCCUAAUCAUACUGGUGAGCAAUUAGAGAUAGGGGAGGAUAUUCGGAAAGCAUCUCUCCGUAGAGCUUCCUCGGCGAAGCGACCUACUAGUUCAAGUUUACAACGACCUUCCACUGCUGGAAGUGCAUCUCAGCAAGGAUCGAAAGGAGCUGCAGGAAAUUACUGCAUCCGCGUUUACAAGUCUGAUGGAUCAUAUCUCACUUUCUCAAGCGCAUUACAUACGACCGUAAAUGAACUUUCUCAUAUGAUUGCCAAAAAGUUGAGAGUUCAGCCAGCAAUGCAUCAGUUAUAUAUCCGUGAGAAGAUGAAAGAAAGGGCUAUGGGAUCUUCAGAGAAGCCAUUGUUACUGCAAAAGCGCAGACUCGAGCAGCUUGGAUUCACUGACAACGAUCAUCUAGAUGAGCUUGGAAAGGAAGAUCUAAGCUUCAUUUGCAGAUUUAUUUACAGGAUCGCUACUGUGACCUACUACGAAGCUGAGGAUGUUGGCUCAUUUGGUAGCUUCGAAUACAUCGACUUGCAAGCCAAGAAUUUACAAACAGUGCCAAUUUUCUUAUAUCGUCAUGCUCACUCAAUCAUCUAUCUCAAUCUUUCGAAGAAUCCACUCACUGAUCUACCUUCUGACUUUAUUCAAUUGUGUACAUCACUGCGCGAACUCAAAUUAUCGAUGGUAUCGAUGAAGAGAUUGUGGCCAAGCGUGCGUCUCUAUUGUCGCUCACUUACGCGGUUGGACAUGUCAUGCAAUCGUAUGCCAGAACUUGACCAUAUCGAUUUCAAGUGUCUGCCAAAAUUGCGUAGUUUGAAAGUACAGAAUAAUAGGUUGACGCAACUGCCUGAGUCUUUGUCAGAGUUGAAACACCUCAAAUACCUCAAUAUCUCUAACAAUAAGUUUGAUGUCUUUCCUCGGGUGGUUUGUAAACUGACAGGACUGGACGAUCUCGACGCUUCAUUCAACACAUUCCAGACUCUACCUGAAGAGAUAAGUGAAUUGAAGGAGAUUCAUAGGGCUGUUUUCGUCGGUAAUCAGUUGGCAGUACUACCAAAAAGUGCUGCCAAUUUGAUCAGUCUUCGAGAAUUGGAUAUAAGGAGAAAUGCACUCACUGAUAUAUCAGUUGUUUGCGAUCUCCCUAAUCUUGAGGUAUUGCUGGCAGAUUUUAAUCAUAUUGGUGUGUUGGAUGUCACGAUCGGUCCAAAUGCCAACAGAUUCAAGUCACCAAAUAAUCCAUUAACCUCAUUUUCGCUAUCAACAGCUGAUAACAAUCCAGCUCACAUCACAAGACUUGACUUAUCUAAUGCCAAACUAGCAAUGAUUUCAGAUGAUGCGUUCAGAUACUUACCUAAUCUUUUACAUCUAUCACUCGACUACAACCAAUUCACAACUCUUCCUGGCGCGAUUGGAGAGUUGUCAAAGUUAGAAAUUCUUUCAUGCACCAACAAUUUGCUAUCAACGCUACCUGAAUCGAUAAGCGAUCUUUUCAAUUUACGUACCUUAGCAUUACACAAUAACAACCUCAAAACAAUAUCAACGGCUAUUUGGCAAUGUCAGAACUUGGAAGUGCUGAAUGUGUCAAGUAAUUUAUUGGAUGAUUUCCCAGAUCCUCCCUUGCAUCACGAUGCGACAUCAGCACCUAACUUAGCAGCAGCAGCAGCAGCGGCCAAUGCUAUGUCGCAUCAAAGCAGUACGAGUGAUUUGAACAGUCGAGGUGGCAGCGCAUCAUCAGCGCUGACUACAUCAGAGAGUGAUCGCAAAACAUCAGCCUCAUCGGCUGCUCCUCAAAUUGGUACACCUGGGACACCACAAAGCAGACCUGCGUUGCCAUUAGUUUCAAAGCUUCAAAGGUUGCUUAUUGCAGAUAACAGGCUGACAGAUGAGGUAUUCGAUCCCAUCAGUCUAAUGACUGAGCUCAGAGUACUCAACCUGUCAUUCAACGAGAUUGAUGAGAUACCACCACACCGUCUCGGCAAGAACAGUGGCUUACAGGAGUUGUAUCUCUCAGGUAACAAUCUCCGUAAUUUACCUUCGGAAGAUUUGGAGAGACUCAUUGCACUGCGUAUCUUGCAUGUCAACAGUAAUAAAAUUCAAGUGCUGCCUGCUGAGCUUGGUAAAAUAGCCAAACUGCAUGUUCUAGACGUUGGUUCCAAUGUACUCAAGUAUAACAUUGCUAAUUGGGGCUACGAUUGGAAUUGGAACUGGAAUUUAGACCUUCGCUAUUUGAACUUUUCUGGAAACAAGAGACUCGAAAUUCGUGAAGUGAAAGACUUCGACAACAGAAAUUCAACACCGGCUGGUAGAUUGAAUCUAGCUGAAUUCUCUAGUCUGAAGGAAUUGAGGGUACUCGGUCUGAUGGAUGUCACGUUGCGUGUGCCUUCUCUACCCGACGAGACUGAAAAUAGACGUGUGAGAACGUCGUUUUCCAACAUCAACAAUAUGGCCUAUGGGAUAGCAGACUCAAUUGGUAAUUCUGAAAACCUUUCAAUGUCAGAUUUCGCUGUCCCGAGGUUUAGAGGCAAAGAGAAUGAGUGUCUUUUCGGCUUUUUCGAUGGGAAGAUAAGCACGACAGCAAAUGGGUGCCACUUGUCCAAGUUUCUUCAUGACAGCUUUGAGUCGCAGCUAAUCAAGGAAUUGUCUCGACUAGGACCUGGAGAUGACACUCCCGAUGCUCUUCGCCGUGCAUUCCUGCGCCUCAACAAAAAGUUUUUUGACACGGCGCUGCCAAAUCUAGUAGGAGUUCGGAGAAAGACAUCGAAUGUGAGCGACGUGGUACCACUCUCGAGUUUGGUAUCCAAGUCAUCGAAGAGUGACAGCCGCAAAGCAUCUCAAGUAUCAGCCAACUCGGUCAUGGCAGUUGUGUCUACACCGACAGGCACGGCUAAGGAUGCACCUGAAAUGGGUAUGUUCGAGGUUAAGUCUGGAGCAGCAGCCGUAGUCGUGUAUAUAGUGGGCAAGACUAUGCAUGUAGCAAAUGCAGGAGACUCACUCGCAGUAAUAUCACGAUCAGGAUCUCCGAGAGUGGUAUCAACAAAGCAUGAGCCACUAUCGCGACCAGAAACGGCACGGAUUCGUGCAGCAGAAGGAUGGGUGACACCAGGAGGGAAGGUGAAUGAUGAACUUGAUGUUUCCAAGUCAUUCGGCUUCUAUCAUCUUCAACCUGCUGUCAACGCUCGUCCUGCUGUUCAUACCAUCAACCUCACUGAUAUGGACGAAUUCGUUAUUGUUGCCAAUAAGUCGCUCUGGGAUUAUAUGAGUUUUCAGACGGCUGUAGAUAUUGCUCGUACAACUCGGGAUGAUGUUAUGACAGCUGCGCAGAAAUUACGCGAUUUUGCAAUAGCGUAUGGUGCACAAGGCAAUCUUAUGGUUAUGGUCGUUAGUGUUGCUGAUAUCUUCCGGCCAAAUAAACUACCAUCGAAUGAUGAGAACAACAACGAAAUUGAUAAUUAUUAUGGAGGAAUGAGACGCACAGGACAGCGCAAACGUGAUGAUGCAGUUGUUGGUGAUAGAACAUUGGCCAGAUUAGAUAGAGAAGUAUCACCACCUGUCGGACAUGUCACCCUUGUGUUUACAGAUAUUCGCAAUUCUACAAUUCUCUGGGAGAGUAAUCGCGGGAUGCAAUCAGCGAUGAGAAUACACAAUCAUUUGCUCAGAAGACAUCUUCGAACAAUUGGUGGAUACGAAGUGAAGACUGAGGGUGAUGCGUUCAUGGUUUCGUUUCAAACUGUUACUUCUGCACUGCUUUGGUGCUUCACUGUUCAACUGCAAUUGCUGACUCAGGACUGGCCUAAAGAGAUACUGGAGACAGAUGAAGGUAGACCUUUGGUUGACUUUAAUGGUAAUUCGAUAGCACGAGGUCUUUCAGUUAGAAUGGGUAUACACGUAGGGUAUCCAGUCUGUGAAGCCGAUCCAGUAACGCAGCGAAUGGAUUAUUGGGGUCCUGUUGUGAACAGAGCUUCUAGAGUGGCAGCCGCAGCUGAAGGAGGACAAAUAAUGGCUAGUGGAGAUGUAGUCAGUGAGCUGCAACACUACUGUUCGAUUGACCCAAAUUCUCCCGAAUCAGAAACGGGCAUGUCAUCGAAAGUGAAGAGCGAAGUAGCAGCAUUGCGCAGAAUUGGAUUCGGAGUGUCUACUGUCGGAGAGCGUCGUCUGAAGGGGCUCGAAGUACCUGAGCAUCUCUCUCUCCUCUAUCCCAUUCAGCUAAAGGGACGUUUACAGCUGGACAAGAACAGUGUAACUAUACCAGGCUCGCGUGAAGAGACGAACACUAGUAUGUUUGAGUCAACACCACCGAUUAUCAAUCCAGACGACAUACGCAAGCUUGCGAGGGUGGUUGUCAAGAUAGAGAGUCUAGCUGGCGGGCGCGUGCAUAAAGAGCCUUCAGAAUUGAUGGAGAAGGAUGGUGAGGAGGAGAAGGACAAAGAUGAUGGCGAGCAGCGCACGAAGCACUAUGUACAGCUCGAUACAGAUCUUGAGGAUGAAAGUGACAGCAAAUCUAGCAAGUCUGGUAAGGAGAAUGAUGAUGACGCUUCAACUAUGACAGGAGGGACGGAGACAGAGAAAGGAAUGAGCCGUGCAUCUUCGCGUACCAAGUCGAAAAAAGAAGACAAAGAGGAGGUCUUUGAGGAUUCAUCACAAUCAGUUUACUCGAUCGUGCCAUCAAAUCUGCUAGCGCCAGUAAUACAGGAUGGGGCAAGUGAUGAAGAGUUGGUGUCAAUUCUAGAGGCAUUAGUCAGUCGACUAAACAAUGCAAUCAAUACGAUGAAUUUCCAGAGAGUGCAAGGCAUGACUUGGUUUACUUAUGGCGUGAAUGCAGCAACUGUAACGGAUCCAGCACUUGCUGCUGAAAUUAAUUUUGGGAGCAAUCCAAGGUCACGAGAUGUUACGAGACCUCCACCGGCUGGUGCCCAGAACUCCUCUUCGCAAUCAACAACAACAGCCCAAACAGCCCAAAGCGAACAAGAUACAAAUCAGAGCAACCACAAGACUCUUAUGACGAAUAUACUCAACUCUUUCAGACGAUCGUCGUCGCACGGUCACAGUUCAACUGCUUCCGCGGGUGGUAGUGCAAGUGGCAGCGCUACUGCCUCAGGUGCCCGUGCGGGUAUCCGGCGUCAGUUAUCAAAGCGGAGAACCCCUGGACCUGCGACGACAUCGUCCUCGAACCAGAGUGAAAGCGAGGUCGACGAUAAGGAUACAAUUAGACAUAGAUUGCGACUUCUGCCACAUUUAGAAAACAGCAGAAGUCCUAAUUUCAGUAUUACUACACGCCAACUGAAGCCUGGCGCACGGCUGCGUGUAGGUCGCUUCACCGAUAAGCACGAUGAAGGAGCUAGUCUUGGGGUAGCAGAGGAUGACAAGAAGCUGAUGGGCGGUGGCGGUGAUCCUCUUAGUCUCUCGCUCGCAUUCCGCUCUAAGGUAGUGUCUCGCAACCAUGCCGAAAUAUCUGUGAAUGACGACGGCAAGUUUUAUAUAAAGGACUCAGGCAGCUCUAGUGGGACAUUCCUCAAUCAUCGUCGAUUGUCGGGCAGCACUCACGCUAGUAAGCCGUAUGAGAUGGUCGAUGGAGAUAUUAUUCAGCUGGGCGUAGAUUACCAGGGCGGUAAAGACGCCCUCUAUCGCUGCAUCAAGAUUAGGGUUGAGAUUGGCGAUAAAAUGAAGAGUCCCGUCGCUUUCCACGAGAAGGCGCUCGAACAGGUGAAGGAGAUGAGCGGGAGCAUGCGCGCCGCUAGCGAGAGCAAGAGCAACACGGAUAACACGACAAAUACAAAUACAAAUACAAAUACAUCGAGUGAGACCACGCACAAUACACUCGACUGCGCUAUUUGUUUGUUCCCGUGUUUGCGGGGACUGCUCAACACGCACUACCCAUGCUUCAGCUGUCCUGUGUGCAGAGCAUUUGCCGAUCUGGAAGAGGACGUGGAGGAGGAGAGUGAGGGACCUGAAAGGAUAGAUAUGAAGCGCAGAGAUACGAAAGUUGAGGAUAUGUCAGGCACACCUGCAAAUGAUAUUCCCAUCCCGAGGUUGAAUGGCGUCAUCGGAGGUGUACAGGAAGAGGAGGAGGAGGAAGAUUUGACAUUGGGGCUAAUUAGAUUCAAUCAACUCGACGAUCCUCUUAAACUUAGAGCUGCUGCUUCAAAUAAUUUACAAUCUGAUUCUUCAUCUUUAUCUUCAGAUAGCAGCAACCUCAAUGAUCAGUCAUCCUCUGAACAACAUCAACCUGUUCAAUCUGACCAUCACUCAAAUCAAGUUCAAUCUACCGACUCUCAAUCUUCCUCAAUCACCUCAAACAGCUCCCAGCUAUCAGCCCACUCUAAAGCUGUCAACCUUACCCAUCGUCUUGAUACUUCACGCACACUCGACAUCUUCUCCAUGCAACAGAAAAAGUGUAAAUUGCAAAUCCAGCCUUCAUUCCUCCCAUUCAAGAGGGGUUUGGUCAAGUCUGCUGAUGUCGUUCUCUCUUUCACUCCUUCUACUGCCCCUCAAUCAACAGAAGAGAUCAUUAUGAGAAGAGCUCACAUCUUUCUCCUCUCUGAUCUCUUCCUGGUAGCUGAGCGCAUGACUCAAAGUGAGAAAGAAAGUGAAAUAUCUGCACCAAACACUGACAUGUGGUUGUCCUUUCCACCCCUGUCUGGCAAGUUCCUCAAAGCGUUCAAGAAUAAGCAAGACAAUGCUUUUGACCUGAGUAUCAUGAAGAAGGAGACCCUAACCAUUAAAGUGGAGUCUGAGAUAGCUCGAGAUGAGUGGAUAGAUGAUAUAGGCAACUGUACCAACUUUGCUUUCAAUGGUCCUGUUAACAAACCACCUAAUAGACAAUCAGACGAAUCAUCGCAACUUCCACAAGCGCACAUUCCUCCACUUAUCAACUCCCCACACACUUCUCCACCUAUCACAUCCCCUAACAUAUUCCCAAAUAAUUCUCCACCCAAAUUUCCUCAUCCACCACCGCGCGACACAUUCCCUGCGUUCGAUAACGUUCCCAUGAUGGGAUUGAGGCAGGUGGGUAGCAAUGGAGCAUUUGCAACACCACCGCCUCACUCAAUAGACCAUCAAAUAAAUCAACUAUCCGCUGCCAACCUAUCCAACAUGCAUUUGGGACCACGACCCGCGCAAAUCCGGCCGAUUUCUCCUGGAAUGAUACCACCACCACCACCACCCUUCAACAAACUUGCACCGCGCUCAGAUGGCAAUCAGCCCGCGCAUGCUGUUUUGUCUGAAAGGAUACCUUCCGUCGACACACUUCAAACGGAAUCGAGCAAAAGCUUGAGUCACGAUGUUAGUGGUAAAUUCACCAUGCCAUCGAAUCUCAUUGGGGAUAUCAAGAGCGGAAAAAACAAAACAGACUCUUACUCUCCACCUCAAUCACCAGAGCUAGAUACCAAAGCGCUCAAACCGGAGAAAGUGCGCCUUAGUGCGCAGAUGAGAUGUAAGGUGUUCCUUAAACACGGCCAUCAGGCUUGGAAGUCGUUAGGUAGUGGUGGUCUUAAGUUAUACACGGAGUCGCCGUCGAAUUCUAAACAACUCGUCGUCGAAUCUGAUAAAGCUAAGUCGUUGCUUAUAAGUAAUUAUGUCCUCCUCGACGCUGUGGAGAGGGUGGGCAAGACAGGACUCGCGGUGGAGAUGUCGGAUAAUGGGAAAAGGACUGGUAUCAUCUAUCUCAUUCAACUCAAGUCAGAAAGUAGCGCUAAAGGUUUGUUCGACGAGCUGGUCAGGAAUUCAAGUAGAGAUGUGCGGUAG
This is a messenger RNA of Wallemia ichthyophaga EXF-994, 9285 nucleotides long. RefSeq names its product Adenylate cyclase. Bases 1 to 9285 code for a protein of 3094 amino acids. The record is from RefSeq and is a predicted model, not a curated record. The transcript has 11 exons. Gene Ontology annotation, biological process: cyclic nucleotide biosynthetic process; intracellular signal transduction. Lineage: Eukaryota; Fungi; Basidiomycota; Wallemiomycetes; Wallemiales; Wallemiaceae. Gene Ontology annotation, molecular function: protein binding.